Alnus glutinosa is the source of this 2908-nucleotide messenger RNA. RefSeq names its product serrate RNA effector molecule. The transcript has 12 exons. Gene Ontology annotation, cellular component: nuclear body. Gene Ontology annotation, biological process: mRNA processing; primary miRNA processing. The record is from RefSeq and is a predicted model, not a curated record. NCBI's taxonomy places the organism in Eukaryota, Viridiplantae, Streptophyta, Magnoliopsida, Fagales, Betulaceae. The coding region runs from base 160 to 2400 and encodes 746 amino acids.
AGGCUGCCAUUUUUUUUUUUAUCUUUAACACUGCGCUCCCGGGUCGAGUCCACUGGACCCCAGCAAUAGCCUCGAAUACUCGAAUUCUCUACUACAGCUACACCGGCCACCCUGUCAUUUCGUCUUCCCAGACUCUUCCUUGGGUUUCAUUCGCCGGCCAUGGCCGAGGUGAUGAACAUGCCGGUCGAGUCGCUGGACGGCCGCAACGAAAGAAAGGAGAAAUCCACCGAGGACCUGCCACCGCCGCCACCACCGCCGCCGCCGCCGCAGCAGCAGAGACGACGGGACCGAGACUCGAGAGAGAGAAGAGACGACCGAGACCUCGACCGGCCCCCGAAUCGCCGAGCCGACUACUAUGACCGCAACCGGUCUCCGCCACCCCCGCCGAUAAGGGAGAGGGAGUACAAGCGGCGGAGCAGCCUGAGCCCUCCACCGCAGCCUUAUGGGGAUCGGAGGCACUCGCCACCCCGACGGUCGCCGCCGCCUCCGUAUAAGCGUUCGAGGAGGGAUGAUGGAGGGUAUGAGGGGAGGAGAAGGAGCCCUAGGGAAGGCUUUGGACCCGGCAAUAGAAGGUUGGGUUAUGAUUAUGCUAGCGGAUAUGAUCGUGAGAUGAGGGGCAGGCCUGGGUAUGCUGACGAAAGGCCUAAUGGCCGGUACAUGGGUCGAUCACCUGGUGGCUAUCAAGGUGGUCCUUCGAGUGCAGAUUGGGAUCCAAUCCGUGGUGGUUAUAGUGAUGCUUCCAAUGUAGUGAAUACUGAAAGGGAGGGCUUGAUGUCAUACAAGCAAUUCAUACAGGAGCUUGAAGACGAUGUAUUACCAGCUGAAGCUGAGCACAGAUAUCAAGAAUACAAGUCGGAGUAUAUUUCAACUCAAAAACGAGCUUUUUUUGAUGCUCAUAAAGAUGAGGAUUGGUUGAAGGACAAAUAUCACCCAACGAAUCUACUUACUGUAAUAGAAAGGAGGAAUGAAGUUGCAAGAAAGGCUGCAAAGGAUUUUUUGCUUGAUCUGAAAGGUGGAACAUUGGACUUAGGCCCUGGCGUCAAUGCUUCAUCGUCAAAUAAAUCAGGACAGACUAGUGAUCCAAAUUCUGAUGAUGAAGUAGACCUAGGUGGUAAAAGAAGAUGGCAUGGUAGGGGGUUAGCUAAAGAAACUGAUCUUUCAUCUGGUCCUAAGGCCCACUCAGUCAGUUCUGAACCCAGACGAAUCCAAGUUGACAUUGAACAAGCGCAGGCUCUUGUACGUAAACUUGAUAUUGAAAAAGGGAUCGAGGAAAAUAUUUUAUGUGGUUCUGAUAAUGACAUAGUGAAUAGAGAGAAAUCUCAUGGUGGCUCCACUGGUCCAGUAAUUAUUAUACGUUGUUUGACCUCUGUCAAGGGCCUGGAGGGCAUUGAGCUCCUAGAUACACUUAUAUCUUAUCUCUGGCGAAUCCAUAGCUUAGAUUAUUAUGGAAUGGUUGAGACAAGUGAAGCUAAGGGUUUCCGGCAUGUGAGAGUGGAGGGGAAGAGUUCUGACAUGACUAUUGAUGGGGCUGAGUGGGAAAAGAAACUUGACUCUCGUUGGCAAGAAAGGCUGAGGGGUCAAGACCCUUUGGAAGUAAUGACUGCUAAGGAAAAGAUAGACACUGCUGCUGUUGAAGUUUUAGAUCCUAAUGUUCGGAAGAUUAGGGAUGAAAAAUAUGGGUGGAAGUAUGGUUGUGGAGCCAAGGGUUGCACAAAGCUGUUUCAUGCUGCUGAGUUUGUGUACAAGCAUCUUAAACUGAAACACCCUGACCUUAUAAUGGAAGUGACUUCCAAAGUGCGUGAAGAGCUGUAUUUUCGAAAUUAUAUGAAUGAUGCAGAUGCACCUGGUGGAACACCUGUUAUGCAGCAAUCCACGAAGAAGGACAAGCCACUGAGACAUAGGCUAGGUUCAGAUAAUCGAUUGAAAGAUGAACGUGGCAACCAUAGAGAACGUGAUAAUCGAGCUAAUGGUAGUGAAAAAUAUGAUAGGUCCGAAAACCCACAGUCAAGUGACUUCCAAUCCAACAAUGAUGGAUCAGAUGGAGGAAAUCUUGAUGAACCAAUGUAUGAAACUUUUGGCGGACAGGGAAUGCGUGUUACUCCUUUUCCCUCUGAUAUCCCCCCUCCACCAGUAUUGAUGCCUGUUCCUGGUGCUGGUCCAUUAGGGCCUUUUGUUCCUGCUCCACCUGAAGUGGCAAUGCGAAUGUUGCGUGAGCAGGGUGGUCCUCCCCCUUUUGAAGGUGGUGGUAGAAAUGGGCGGCCUGGGCCGCAAUUAACUGGGCCAGGCCCUAUUCUUUCUUUUUCUCCGGCUUUUAGGCAAGAUCCACGACGUCUACGCAGUUAUCAAGACCUAGAUGCACCAGAGGAUGAGGUCACUGUGUUAGACUACAGGAGCUUGUAGGCAUCUAUGCUUGUAGGAUGAUAGAGCCAUGCAACAUCCAAAUUUCUCGAGGAAAAGCAACUUCUGAUCUGGUCCAAGGUUAACUGCUGUUAUUUCACAAUAAUCUGACUGGAGAAGCAACUCUGCCAUAAUGCAAUGAAAUCCAGUUGGAUGUGAAGUUGUUGCUUUCUGGUUGCUAUCUGCUUCACAGCUUCCCCAUGUGUGUUAGUGAUGUGAAACUGUGAUGUAUUCUUUCUCCCACUUGCUUUCUUUUGGUAAGAGAUUUCUCUAUACAUUUGGGGUGGGAAUAUUUGUGUAGUUAACAAAAAUUUCUCUGUAUAGUUUACUGGAUAAUAGAUUUGGAAAGGUUUUCCAUUUGUUUACCUUCUACUGUUUGUUUGGAUCAAGAUUAUGAGCAAGGGGUUGUGAAUUUUUAUUUUUUUUUUCCAAAAUGAACUAUGCUUGUGCAUAUUGUGUAUUGAAAAAUCUUCGUAUAUUAUAUGUGCUUCCAACAUUCAGCUUUUUCUUC